AUGGCACUGGUGCAGACGGUAUCAGCCGGUGGUGGGCUCAAGUCGGUACAAUGGCUAUUCCUACGGUUAAUACUUGGGAUAAUGUCGCCAGGGGCAACACAGCAGCCAGCAGGCCACGAAAACCACAGCCAACUGGCGUUUAUAUGUCCCCGAGCCAGCCACCCCAAGGACAAACAACUAAAAACCAAGGAAGUUCCGGCAGUGUGGACGUAUAACACGUGCGAAUCCUCGUUGCAGGAAAAACACUUUGUGUGUGUUGCAGUUAGGGGUUGUAGUUUAAGGGGAAAGGUAUAUCCCCUUAAGUAUUGUUAACAUGCCGACCCCCAAGAUACGGUGGAUAAAGGAAAAUGUACGUUAACAGUAGUUUAUUAGAAUACGGCAGAUGCACGGAUACAGUUCAGCAUCGAUACAAGGCACGUUACCAAAUCCUAUUGCGCCUUCCGGGUAUUUGCGACAUACCAGGCGAUUAUUUGGCCGAAAUGUCGGUGGCAUAAGCUACUUCAGAAGUGAGGCGAAACCGUCCCCCUCUUGAUACGGUUGGCCAGCAAACGUCCGCCUCCGGGGCGUAACCCGGCGUGGGGCUCCCAACGGCCGGCACACCUGAGGCCGGACAGAC
Molecule: messenger RNA, 616 nt
Organism: Gaeumannomyces tritici R3-111a-1
Lineage: Eukaryota; Fungi; Ascomycota; Sordariomycetes; Magnaporthales; Magnaporthaceae
Exons: 2
Coding region: 1-312 (103 amino acids)
Source: RefSeq, a predicted model, not a curated record